CACCAAAUAUUCGCCCCAUCGAGAACAUCCCCGUAUCCCCAUCGCCGACAUCAGCAGUACACGACGAACACCGCAAGCUUCCUUCCUUACUCCCGCUAACGAGAGCCCCACGAACCACCGCUAUUACCACCACCACCACCAUCGCUAUUAACAAAAAUGUCCAAGGUGUUUUUCCAGUGUGUCGCUAACGGCAAGCCUCUGGGCAAAAUCGUUUUCAAGUUGUUUGAUGAGUCGGUGCCAAAGACCACCAAGAACUUCCGCGCCCUGUGCACGGGGGAAAAAGGCUUUGGCUAUGCAGGCUCCACGUUCCAUCGUAUCAUCCCCGACUUCAUGAUCCAAGGCGGUGACUUCACCAACCACAAUGGAACCGGUGGAAAGUCCAUUUACGGAAAGUACUUCCCCGACGAGAACUUCAAGCACAAGCACGACCGUGUUGGCUUGUUGUCCAUGGCUAACGCCGGCCGAAACACCAAUGGCUCCCAAUUUUUCAUUACAACCACCAUUUGCGACUGGCUCGAUGGCAAGCACGUCGUCUUCGGCGAGGUUGAAGAGGGCAUGGACGUCGUCCGCGCCAUCGAGUCCCUGGGCUCCCCUAGUGGUCAGCCUCAGUGCAAGGUCGAGAUCGAAAAGUGCGGUGAAGUGAAGCAGUAAGUAGGCUAGACAGGCACUCUGUAGUAUCAAUGAAUCGAGGAGGAACCCGAGGUUUGCAGCUCUCGGUUCUCUUUCCCUUCC
Messenger RNA from Schizosaccharomyces japonicus yFS275, 732 nucleotides. Its product is annotated as cyclophilin family peptidyl-prolyl cis-trans isomerase Cyp2. The transcript has 2 exons. Bases 157 to 651 code for a protein of 164 amino acids. The record is from RefSeq and is a predicted model, not a curated record. NCBI's taxonomy places the organism in Eukaryota, Fungi, Ascomycota, Schizosaccharomycetes, Schizosaccharomycetales, Schizosaccharomycetaceae. Gene Ontology annotation, biological process: protein folding. Gene Ontology annotation, molecular function: isomerase activity; peptidyl-prolyl cis-trans isomerase activity.